Molecule: messenger RNA, 1486 nt
Organism: Telopea speciosissima
Lineage: Eukaryota; Viridiplantae; Streptophyta; Magnoliopsida; Proteales; Proteaceae
Product: integrin-linked protein kinase 1
Exons: 11
Coding region: 42-1346 (434 amino acids)
Biological process (GO): protein phosphorylation
Molecular function (GO): ATP binding; protein kinase activity; protein binding
Source: RefSeq, a predicted model, not a curated record
GACCUUCGAUCUUAUUUUUCAUUCAAUUCGAUUCAACUGAGAUGAGUGGAAAGGGGGAAGGAAACUCGGAGGGGACUGUGGGAUCGUCUUCGUCUGCGGCGGCAUCGGAGAAGCAGAGGGAGAAAGCUCGGGUGAGCAGAACGUCCCUAAUCCUCUGGCACGCUCACCAGAACGACACUGCUGCUGUUCGAAAACUUCUCGAGGAAGACCGUUCUCUCGUUCACGCGAGGGAUUACGAUAGUAGGACUCCCUUACAUGUCGCUUCUCUUCAUGGUUGGAUCGACGUCGCCAAAUGCCUCAUCGAGUAUGGUGCCGAUGUCAAUGCCCAGGAUCGUUGGAAGAACACGCCCCUAGCAGAUGCAGAGGGAGCUAAAAAACAUAGCAUGAUCGAGCUGCUGAAAGCGUAUGGUGGCUUGUCUUAUGGUCAAACUGGCAGCCAUUUUGAACAAAAGCCUGUUCCACCCCCUCUCCCAAACAAGUGUGACUGGGAAAUUGACCCUUCUGAGCUGGACUUCGCCAAUGCAAGUAUUAUUGGAAAGGGGUCUUUUGGUGAGAUUGUGAAGGCCUCUUGGCGUGGAACACCUGUAGCUGUGAAACGCAUUCUUCCUUCUCUUUCAGACGAUAGAUUGGUGAUCCAGGAUUUCAGGCACGAGGUGAAUUUGCUAGUGAAGCUGCGCCACCCCAAUAUUGUCCAAUUCCUUGGAGCAGUCACUGAUAAGAAGCCGCUGAUGUUGAUCACUGAGUAUCUACGAGGGGGUGAUCUUCACCAGUACCUCAAGGAAAAGGGAUCACUAAGUCCAUCUACAGCUGUUAACUUUGGUUUAGAUAUAGCCAGGGGUAUGGCUUAUCUCCAUAAUGAACCAAAUGUCAUAAUUCACCGAGACCUAAAGCCAAGGAAUGUUCUUUUGGUCAACACCAGUGCAGACCACUUGAAGGUUGGAGACUUUGGAUUAAGUAAGCUCAUCAAGGUUCAGAAUUCUCAUGAUGUCUACAAAAUGACAGGAGAGACUGGCAGCUAUCGUUAUAUGGCUCCGGAAGUCUUCAAGCACCGCAGAUAUGAUAAGAAGGUUGAUGUUUUCUCCUUUGCGAUGAUACUGUAUGAGAUGCUUGAAGGAGACCCACCUUUGUCAAACUAUGAACCUUAUGAAGCAGCAAAAUAUGUGGCAGAAGGACACAGACCCAUUUUUCGUGCAAAAGGCUACACUCCUGAACUGAAAGAGUUGAUAGACCAGUGCUGGGCUGCUGACAUGAACCAGAGACCUUCUUUCUUGGACAUCCUCAAGAGACUUGAAAAGGUUAAAGAUAGUCUAUCUGUGGAUCAUCACUGGAGCAUCUUUAAUCCAUGACUGCCGUGUAAUGAGAUGGGUUGGACCUUGUUAAUUUUCUCCAAGGUUCGAUCAUUUCCACUUCUGCUGCUUUUUUUAGUUGUACAGAUUGAGAUGUAUGAUACCCAAUUGGAUGACUUAAAAAAGUAUGGCUUAUUUGA